AUGUGUUCACAAGCACUUGGUCGAAUCACUGCAUUCACUGCCAAAACUAAAGAAGCUGAACAAGCGAUGAAGCAUAUAUUCACUGUGAUCGAUCGUAAACCAUUGAUCGAUACCAAUCAAGGAGAUAAACCAAAGAAAGCAUUUAAUGGUCUAAUUGAAUUUAAAAAAGUCAAUUUUCGUUAUCCAACAAGACCGGAAACAAAAGUUUUACAUAAUAUUACAUAUUCCAUUCAACCAGGCAGUAAAAUUGCAUUAGUCGGUCAAUCAGGUUGUGGUAAAUCUACACUAAUUCAAUUAUUACAACGUUUCUAUGAUCCAAUUAAUAAUGAUAGUUAUAAUUUACAAAAUGGUAUAUUUUUUGAUGGUAUUAAUUUACGUCAAUUGGCACCAUGUUGGAUUCGACAACAAAUUGGUGUAGUUAGUCAAGAACCAAUAUUAUUCAAUAUUAGUUUACGUGAUAAUAUUGCCUAUGGUGAUCAUAGUCGCGCCUCUAAUAUCCAUGAUUUUAUAGUGUCAUUACCUAGUGCAUAUGAAACAUUAGCCGGUGAAAAUGGUUCACAUUUAUCCGGUGGUCAAAAACAACGCAUAGCUAUAGCCCGUGCUCUACUACGUAAACCAUCACUUCUAUUACUUGAUGAAGCAACAUCAGCGUUGGAUAAUGAAAAUCAACGUCUUGUACAAAAAUCUCUCAAUGAUGCAAUGAUCAGCACCAGCACCAGCACUACACGUACAGCUCUGAUUGUAGCGCAUCGUUUAAAUACAAUUGAAAAUGUUGAUUACAUAAUUGUUUUAUCAAAUGGACGAAUCAUAGAAUAUGGAACAUUGAAUGAAUUACUCGCUAAACAAGGUGAAUUUUAUAAUUUAUAUAAAUUAAAAAGUCAUUAG
This is a messenger RNA of Schistosoma turkestanicum, 885 nucleotides long. Lineage: Eukaryota; Metazoa; Platyhelminthes; Trematoda; Strigeidida; Schistosomatidae. The record is from the annotation of a GenBank genome assembly.